Sitophilus oryzae (rice weevil) is the source of this 5053-nucleotide messenger RNA. RefSeq names its product breast carcinoma-amplified sequence 3 homolog. Gene Ontology annotation, cellular component: cytoplasm. Gene Ontology annotation, biological process: autophagy; response to starvation. NCBI's taxonomy places the organism in Eukaryota, Metazoa, Arthropoda, Insecta, Coleoptera, Curculionidae. The transcript has 14 exons. The record is from RefSeq and is a predicted model, not a curated record. The coding region runs from base 313 to 4560 and encodes 1415 amino acids. Gene Ontology annotation, molecular function: protein binding.
GAGAGGUUGUUGUUUUUCUAUCCAAUCAGCUGAUAUAUGUUGUGCUUAGAUGACAGUUGCUGGCGAGUGAUUGCUGUGGAACAUAAAUGUUUAUUUUUAAAAAUAACACUGUAUAAUUAUUUCUUGAGUUUUUUCGCGUAAUACGGGUAGAUCUAUAGGGCAUAUUUUAAUUAACUCAAUUAUUCGCGCAACACAAUCACAGCAGGUUUCUUCUUGAUCGUACAAAUGUCGAUGUUUCUUUUGUGUAGCGAAAUGACGCAGUUAUAUAUUCAGUGAUUUUUCUCUAAUAGAUCGCAUAAUUUAAAUAGUGAAAUGUCGGCCGAUUCCCCAAGUCAUACGCGCCAGGAAUCAGCGUCAUCAAUGCAUAGUACUGUGUAUCCGCAGCCAGUCACAGAUCCAACAAUUUUAGAUAGUGUGGCUGGCUUUAUCAAUGACGUUGUACCAGCAACUGGUACCGAUACCUUUGACGUAAAAGACCAAAUCCAAUGGGCCCAGUUUGAAAACCUGGAUUUUGAUGAAUCAAAUUUUUCCCUUAAUACAGAAACUCCAAUUCCUUCAAGUUUAACAUUAGUUUUAGGUUAUACAACAGGGGUUCAGGUAUGGACUAUACCGCCCAACGGAGAGGCAAUGGAACUGUUCUCUUGGCGCCACGGGUCAGUUAAGGUGCUGAGGAUCCUACCCACACCCUUUGCAGUAGACUGCAGUAAGAGGGAUAUUUUUGAGGCAAAGAGACCAUUACUAGCUCUGGUUGAUGUAGCCAGUCAUAGCUCACCGACGGGUUCGUUAAAUUUUUAUUCUAUAAGGACAGGAGAACAGGUUAAGCAAAUUAAAUUCAAAAAUCAAAUUUUGGACGUGUUGGCAAAUCGGCGAUCAAUCAUAAUUUCCUUCCCCGAGAAAAUUGCCAUUUUUGAUGCUUUUACCUUGGAAGACAAGCACACAGUUACCGGAUGCUAUUUGAGUCCGGGAAUCCAGCAGAAUCCUGUGGCUUUGGGUUCUAGAUGGUUGGCGUUUGGGGACAAGAAACUAGUUGCUUCUAGAAGAAGUAGCGGUGGAAAUGAGGGGGAAGGCGUUCAGAGCUACACGGCAACCGUUUUACACGCUGCUAAAUCACUCGGUCGUGGUCUUCGAGAAUUAGGUGAUGUAGUGGCGUCUAGCCUUACAGGGAAUCAGAUGAGCAAAUUGGGAACUUCCCCCAAUAGUCCUCAAGCUGGAGGCUCAAGCGACGUACUUCAAAAAGGCAUCGUGACGAUUUUAGACGUUGAGAGCCCCACGACACAAAACGCCGAUGGAUCUUUACACCCAGAGGCUAUAGUGGCUCAUUUUGUCGCGCACACCGAAGCCAUAGUCUGGUUGCAGUUCGGACCUUGCGGCAUGCUACUUCUUACGGCCGACAAAAGAGGGCACGAUUUUCAUCUGUUUAGGAUUCAACCUCACCCAAUCGGAUCGGCUUUGGCAGCCGUCCACCAUUUAUACACGCUUCACAGAGGUGAUACGUCGGCGAAGGUACAGGAUAUGUGUUUCUCAUUCGAUUCUCGAUGGGUGACUGUUUCGACACUUAGGGGAACCACUCACGUGUUUCCCAUUACUCCGUAUGGAGGAAAUAUAGGUGUGCGGACGCAUACAACGCCACACGUUGUCAAUAAGAUGUCAAGGUUUCAUAGGUCAGCUGGACUGACUGCUGAAGGUCGUUCUAAUAGCCCCGUGUCUAUGUUCGAAAAUCCCAUCAGCUCAAACUUUCCCUACCACAAUCCCCGCUUUGCUCCCUUUCCCCAUCCCACAGUCAUCAGUCCCUUGGCUCAACUGAGACAGCCUGUAUACAUGCAGAAUGUAGGCACCGCCACUCCACGCCAAGGUCGCCAAAGACUCACCUCUUCCUCUGAAGACAACAUUGCUCUUCGUAUAACCGCUUGUUUUGCCUCUGCCAGAGCUUGGAUAGACUCGGUAGCCAUUCAAAGAGAACCGUCAGUAAACAAGACUGUUAAGCCCGUGGAUUCGCUAUUUGUCAUGAACUGUCACGGUAUUUUGGUUCAGUACGAUUUGGAGCCUCACUGUUCCAGCAGUAUACCAAAGGAAAGGAUGUGCGACGAGUCACCAAUCGAAUUGACGGUUGUUGCUAAAGCCCAGUGGAGAUUGCAACGGCAACCUACCUCCGUUGACAGACCUCUUCCAGUACCUCAUCAAAAUUUAAUAUUUUUUGGUUCCACAAUACCCAGCGCUAAGAGAAAAUCCGAAAACAGUAAUGACGACGAUUGGUUGUCUCAGGUCGAAAUUAUAACUCACGCCGGUCCUCAUAGACGACUUUGGAUGGGUCCUCAGUUUACUUUUAAGACUUACACUACCACCAGCGGCACCCCUAUGUCACUGGCAGAUGCCCAACCUUUGGAUUUGAACAGGUCGAAGCCGGUAAACAUGCCCAUAACGAAAGCCAACGCUGUAUUGAUUGAAUCUAGUUCUGCAAGUAGCAGUGAGCAAUCUCUUUUAGAUACAUACAGGCGAAAUUGUGAAGCAUUGGGUGCCGCAGGUGAAUCUCAGAUCAAAGAAGACUUAGCUGAUGCUAUGCUUGAAUCUCCUGGAUCGAGAGAUACAGGUGGGCGGUGUGUGAUCGUGUCUGUGAAACCGCCGGCGCCAGCUGCGCGACGUGCCUUCCCGGCGCCCUCUCCCAUCGCUAAAGUCGUCAAUCCAUUGGGUACCGUGGUCACGGUGCAGUCUUCCGACGAGGAAACCGAGGUUACGGUCCCCGAAGACGAUAUUAUUUACGAGAACUGCGACGAGGCGCUGUUCAGGCCCAUGGUUUCGCCCAAAAUGUUAGCUUACUGUAAGAGCAGUAGCGCACACGCGGGAAAUAUCAUGACUAAAAGUCUGAAGGCCGACACCGAGGUGACUGUGAGAGUGCUAGACAGAGACUCGCCUCAUCCCAGUUCGUGGGAAGACCCCAAAAUACAGGACAUUAAAGGCGAUAUGAAGGUUAUAGUCAGGCAUAGAGAAGUUUCAGAUAAUGUCGCGGUUAAAAAGGAAAAUUCAGAUAUAAGUAUUAAUAGAAAAAAGAAUAGGAACGAUCAAACCAAAUGUAAAGAAAAUGAAAUAAUCAGUAACAAAUCUGAAAUGCUUGAAUCAGUAAAUGACCCUCUAUCUCAGUCUUAUCAAAGGAUCGAACCAUCGAUAAUUGAACCUGAAAUUCUUCAAAGUAACAUAAAAACUAUUCCUACCGAAGUUAAUUCUAAGCCGAGCAAAAAAUCAAAAUCGAAAAAUUCUUCUAAAAAGAGCAGUGAUGAAUCGAGAAGUAGUUCAGAACGGGAACAAGAUCGGAACGAUUCGAAACAACUAAGUACCACGACAGAUCCUUUAAGGGCCUCUGAAGUAUCCAAGAACAGCAGAACCGGAUCGAAGAAGAGAAACCAGAACUCCAAAACGAAUACUUCGGUCAUUGAAGACUUGCCAAAACUGGACGAUCCCGUGGAAUAUUCUGUUAGUUUGAAACUGCCUGCAAAAUCGUACAAGGAUAUUAAGCCAAAGGUUGUUGAUGAAGUAGACGCAAUACCUUAUGCCGACUAUGACCCAUCUAGAAUCCAGCAAGAACUGGAAAAAGAACUAGACGAUGAAGUUUUUGAAAACACCAACAAAACAUCAGAUGAAUACCCAACUAUCAGUCAGACCAAGUCAUUUAAAAAAGAAAAUACCUCUAAAUCGACGGGCAUUCUUAUGAAAGGUCUUGGCAUCUCCACUGACAUAUCUUUUCCGGCUUUGGACGAGAAGCUGGUCAAUCCGGAAUUUCCUCCCCUAGAGGAGAACUUUUUUUCUUUAGAAAACAUAUCGAAGGUGGACAAAUUUGAGGACGCUGAAGAUUGUGGGCUUCCUCUGGAACCUGUUGAGAAAUACUUUGAAGAAACGUCUCAAUGGAACGUGCGAAAAGCUACUAAUGACGAUAUUUGGAAUACGGUCAGUACUUCGGAAGACAACAUCGACGAUCAGAAAAAGGAUAAAGUAAAAAAGAAAACGCGGAAACCCAAAGCUAAGCUCGGUGUGAAAAUACCGGUACAGAAGGAGAGUAGUCCUGAUUCUAAUAAGAGUAAAGACGACUUUUCUGAUAAAAUUUGGACAGAUGUGUCCACCGAAAUAAUACUGCCUCCGCCGAAAAAGACUUCAUGGAGUUGCAUCGUGGCGAAGCCUCAAAAACCACUAAAUAUAAUUGAGAACGAAGAAGUUACUAAGGCCGAAGAAGUGGAAAGCUACACUAUAACCAUACCGAGAAAAUCGUACUCUAGCGUCAUCACGGAGAAGCUUUUGGACAUAGAGACUCCCGAAGAGCGCAACAACUUCGCGACAUCGUUAGACGACUUGUUGGAGAUUGACAGAAGCGAAGAACUGUCACAAGGGUCGAAUAAAGUUCCGGACUUCUUGAAAUUGAGUGAAAAAUCAUCGGACGACGAGAAAAAUGGGUCGGGCAGUUCGCCGGUGGAGACAACGGAAAGUUCAGACGAAGGGAAAACUGGGGGAAUUGUUGUGGAAAAUAAUCCUAAAACUCAAACCCGUACCGGUGGCAAAAAGAAGCGAAGACGAUAAAUUUAUUUAUUUUAGGGUUAUAUACAGGGUGUGCCAAUAUUCCUUGGACAUAAAACUACUACGUAUUUUUGGAAUCAAAAUUAGUUCAUUGGACACAAUUUACCUCUAUACGAAAGUGUUUCGUUUGUCCGCAAGAGAGCAUAGUUAAGUAAUAAAAUAUUUUAAGAGCCGUUAUUCCGAUAUGAGUGAGAUUUGGGGUGCCUAUAUGUUUUGGUAAGUGCUUUAUCAUUUGAGAUUCACAAAAAUGAAGAAAAAGUACGUAAGGGUGAAAAAUAUCCCCACCUCUACAUAAAUUUUAGUAUAAAUAUUUUCCAACCCCACCAACGACCGAUUUUAUUUUGGUAAAAUGGUCCUACUAGUAUUUACUUCGUUUUUUGUCCUUUGUAAAAAACGCCACAUCGCAUAGUUUUUGAGAAAAACAUUUUGGGAGAAUUUAUUUUUAUAAAGCAGACCAACAAAAUAUACAGGGAGUUCCAAUAUUCCGUGGACAUAG